CAGGAUUUGUUGGGUUUGCCGUCGUUUUUUGUCGUUCGCGUUUAGCAUUUUCGGCAGUUACUGCUCUUUGUGAAGUGAAUUGCAAUAAAAUCUACUAAAGAUGUUUCUGACUCGCUCCGAGUACGAUCGUGGAGUGAACACCUUCUCCCCCGAGGGCCGCUUGUUUCAGGUAGAAUAUGCAAUCGAAGCGAUCAAAUUCGGUUCCACUGCCAUCGGAAUAUGUACACCGGAGGGUGUUGUGAUGGCCGUAGAGAAACGAAUCACCUCGUCACUGAUGGAACCGACGAAGGUUGAGAAAAUCGUAGAAGUAGAUCGUCACAUCGGCUGUGCUACCUCGGGCUUGAUGGCCGAUUCACGGACGCUAUUGGACCGCGCUCGGCUAGAGUGUCAGAAUCAUUGGUUUGUGUACAAUGAACGGAUGUCGGUGGAGUCGUGUGCGCAGGCCGUGUCGAAUUUGGCCAUUCAAUUUGGCGAUGGGGAUGAGGAUUCUGCUAUGAGCCGACCGUUCGGUGUGGCCAUCCUAUUCGGUGGUAUCGAAAACGGAGAACCACAACUCUGGCAUAUGGACCCAUCCGGGACGUACAUUCGAUUCGAUGCGAAGGCGAUCGGUUCCGGAAGCGAAGGUGCCCAGCAGAAUUUACAGGAUUGUUAUAUGCCCACAAUGACCGUCAAGGAGGCAAUCAAUCUCGCACUCACCACACUGAAGCAAGUAAUGGAAGAGAAACUGAAUUCAACGAACGUGGAAGUUAUGACGAUGACUCCCGAUCAGGUGUUUCAAAUGUUUACCAAGGAAGAGCUUGAAGAAUAUUUGAAAGGUCAAGAGCCUACAUCAACAAAAGAAGAGGCCAAGAAAACACAUUAACAGAAUGACUUAAGUGGAACGCAAAUUGGAUUCGUCUUGCUGAGUCUUUCGCUUGCGCUUCU
This is a messenger RNA of Anopheles cruzii, 924 nucleotides long. RefSeq names its product proteasome subunit alpha type-5-like. The transcript is spliced from 4 exons. The record is from RefSeq and is a predicted model, not a curated record. Lineage: Eukaryota; Metazoa; Arthropoda; Insecta; Diptera; Culicidae. Gene Ontology annotation, biological process: proteasome-mediated ubiquitin-dependent protein catabolic process. Gene Ontology annotation, cellular component: nucleus; proteasome core complex, alpha-subunit complex; proteasome core complex. Bases 101 to 862 code for a protein of 253 amino acids.